Messenger RNA from Aphanomyces invadans, 1742 nucleotides. RefSeq lists its product as hypothetical. Gene Ontology annotation, cellular component: cytoplasm; mitochondrion; cytosol. Gene Ontology annotation, molecular function: tetrahydrofolylpolyglutamate synthase activity; ATP binding. Bases 7 to 1251 code for a protein of 414 amino acids. The record is from RefSeq and is a predicted model, not a curated record. Gene Ontology annotation, biological process: tetrahydrofolylpolyglutamate biosynthetic process. NCBI's taxonomy places the organism in Eukaryota, Oomycota, Saprolegniomycetes, Saprolegniales, Verrucalvaceae. The transcript has 4 exons.
UUCGACAUGCCACGGCUGGAAGAGUACACGUCCGCCGACAUCGCGGCAUUCCGUCAAAGUGGUAUCGACGGCACCAUGAAGAUUCUCCUCAGCAUGCCCAACAGCCCGGGCAACAUCGUACCGGCAGCGGGCGCGUGGACGCGCGACACUGCCAAUGCCAUGAUGCGACACUACAUGAAACGGACACAAGUUGAUGCGUCGACUCUGUCGGUUGUGCAUGUGGCUGGUACCAAGGGAAAAGGGUCGACGUGUGCAUUCACCGAGAGCAUUUUGCGCGCUCACGGGUCGAGGACUGGUCUAUUCACUUCACCACAUCUCAUCCAUCCCAACGAACGGUUUCGCAUUAAUGGCACACCGGUAUCGGACGAUCUCUUUGUCGACACCUUUUGGACCCUCUGGGAUGCACUGGAAGCUUCGAAGAACGACCUGGGAUCCUACCCUCGCAUUCCAAACUAUUUCACCAUGCUCACGCUAAUGGCUCUGCGAAUGUUCGUGGACGAGCGAGUCGAUGUGGCAAUCUUGGAAGUCGGACUAGGAGGUCGUUUGGAUGCAACGAAUGUGAUUGAAAAGCCCGUUGUGUGCGGCAUCACGGCCUUGGACUACGACCAUACGCGCAUUCUCGGGAGCACACUCGACAAGAUCGCACGAGAGAAAGCGGGCAUCAUCAAAGCAGGCGUACCAGUCUUUACGAUUGCUCAGGCGCCAGAGGCGGCACAAGCUCUGGCCGCCUGUGCGGCAGCUGAGCCAAGCCCGUUGGUUGUGGUGCCACCAUUGACUUCGUUCAACCUCCCUGUUCAAGCGACAAAGUUCAUGUUGCAAGGGCAAUAUCAACAUAUCAAUGCGAGCCUGGCGGUGGCGUUGUCAUCCACGUGGCUAGCUGUAAAAGCCGGCAAGCCGAUUCCACCGCUGAACGAAGCGAUAACUCCCAUAGUCUUGAAAGGGCUUCAAGCCACGUCUUGGCCAGGUCGGGCACAGAACAUAGUGGACUCUGUGUCUGGAGCUAUCUUCCACCUGGAUGGUGCGCACACGCCAUUGAGCGUGUCGUGCUGCGUGGCAUGGUUUGAAAGCUGCUGCGACGAUCCAUCGAAGCGAACGACCCUCAUCUUCAACUGCCAUCACGAGCGAGACAUCGUCUCGCUUUUCCAACCAUUGCUUGCCGCUCGAUUUGAUAAUGUUGUCUUUUGUGCGACGAAAUGUGCCCGUCAAAGUAAUUGUAGGGUACGCGCAUUGUAUGCUUCGAAAAGACGCUGAUCGUAUGGGUAGAUACCCACAGUGGAAGACGUGCUUAAGACGGCAACGAUCGACCUGCGCGGCGAGCAACAUCCUCAACUGAAGACAAAUUCGUCGCCACUUCGUGUUGAUUUGACGUGGCAAUCCGUGUGUGCGACUGUUUGGUCGCGAUUGAAAGCUUCGCGGAGACAAGACUCGACUCCCGUGGUGGUGUCGACCAUGACGCACGCCGUUGAGUGGAUACGUGGAAAUGCUUCAGCGGGCGACCGAGUUCUCGUCACGGGUUCUCUCUACACAGUUGGGGAUGCCUUACAAGCACUCGGCUGGCAUGAAUGCAAUUAAUAUCAACCCAUUGAAACAACGGUUCAUUUGCGACCAGCCCAACAAAGUAGAAUAGGAGGAGAUUGGUAGUAGGUGGUGAGCUACCUGUGCAACAAAUCGCCCAAUUCACGCCACACGUCGGCGGAAGUGGCAAUCCUAAGUCGGUGUUGACGUCGCAACGUUGUUUGGAG